AGUUUUGUGUAAUAAAAAAAAAGAAGUAAGAAGAAUAAGAACUAGGAAUAAAUGGGAUCUGUUGCCUACUGAAUUAUGCCAAGAAAAAUCUUGGCUAUCAAGAUUAAAUAUGGUAUAAAAAAAGAUGACUUUCAUACAGAUCGUCUUUUAUAGUUUUCUGGUUUCAAUCCAAUGGAAGGUAUUCGCUUCUUGUCUUUAUCAAUUCGACAGUCGAUUUGGAAAAGUUGGAAAUUUUUCUUCUCCUCACUAUCCAGAACAAUACCCUAAAGAUGUAGAGUGUUUCUAUCAUUUUAUCGGAACAGACUUUGAAACGUUGAAUUUGACCUUUCACACCUUCGAUUUGGAACCACCUUACAGUAAAGGAUGUCUAACUGAUUAUGUGGAUAUUUCUUCUAUAACCUUUUUCAAUGUCAAAGAGCUGAUAGGACGUUAUUGUGGUUCAGAAAUCCCGACACCUAUGAUAACAAUGCAUCCGAGAGCAGAAAUCAUAUUUCGCACAAAUCACAUCAUUCACCACCGGGGAUUUCAUGGAAUAUACGAAUUUAAAGAUGAAACUCUCAUUCCUCCACCAUUGUCAACAAGCGGAGUUAAAGGAUGCGGAGGAACCGAAUCGGGUGUUGGUGGAAUAAUUAGUUCUCCCGGGUAUCCUCAUUCUUUUCCUAAAGAUGUAGAAUGUGUAUGGUUAAUAAGAGUUAACACUAAUCAACAUAUAUAUAUCCGUAUAUUAGAGUUACAACUGUAUGGAAGUAUAGCGAAUUGUGAAGAUGCAGAGUUAUCUAUAUAUGAUGGUUAUUCUAGUUUUGUAUAUAAUCCAAAUAUUUUAAAGAAAUUCUGUGGAGAUUUGAAAUAUUAUAAAAAUGUUGAAGAGAAAACACAGCUCUCUAUUAGAAACAGGUUACUCAUAAGAUUUAAAACUUCAGUUACGUCAGAUGUAUUAGGGACCCCUGAUAAGAAAAUCGGAUUUAAAUUAGUGUGGACAGCUGUGACGUUUAAUUUUGGUGAGCCGUGCACUCAGUUUGUAUGCAAGGAAAGUCAAUAUUGUUUAAAUUCUGUAACCCAGACUUGCAAAGUGACACCUCAAUAUUGUAUAGACCAAUCACUAGUUUGUGACGGAUUACCAAACUGUAGCGAAGACGAUUUAAGUGAUGAAGAUAAAUGUAGAAUACCCCUGUUGAUUGGAUCUGGCGUAGCUGUUGGAAUUGUUAUACUGAUUAUCGUCAUCAGUAGCAUGGUAUACAAACGUCACAGAAGAGUAAAGAAGUCUAUAUCUCAGACACAAGGUCUGACGAUGCAGUUACGUCAACUAGAACACAGCCCUUCUUUUGCCAGCAGACAGGUGGGGAAUUUUUAUCCUGCAACAGAUAUAAGAUCGCCCAUUGACAUUAAUUGCAGCAUUCAUGCACACUACGACACUGUUAUCAACAACAGAUAUAAUUACCGCACAGAUGUGUGAUAAUGGAUCUCUUUAGGAAGCCACUAAUCACUGCCUUUAUUGUGCAGGCUGGAAUCUUUGGUGCUACGAGUUGGAUGUGAUUGAAGCUACCUCCAGAUAUGGUCUUACGGAUAAAAAAAGUGCUCAAUGAAACAAGAAAAGCAGUUAACACGUGUUAUGGCUAGAAUGUUUCAUUUGAAUUCUGCCAUUUUGAGUUUUUCUUUACUUACAUAACUGCGUUUAAAAUGUGGAUCCUUUCAUUGAAAAAUACAUCUACAUCAAUUCACGUAAUGAUUUAUAUAACCUUCACCACAUGAAUCAGACACAGCUUGAUAUGCCUCUCGUGGAUCGAUUCAUUAAUUUUUGCCAUAACUCCAUAGACGAAGAAAAAAGGCAUUCAGGCAAAUCAUCUAACAAAUAAUUUGUAAUUUUUUAAAGAAAUCUGCAUUUAUAAUCCGUGCGGUAAAGAAUCAGAUAUCGAAACGAAAACUACAAAUGAAAAUUUAUGUUUCCAUUGAUGAUAUCCAUGACUGCAAAAAAAAAACAAAAUAAUUUGUAUGUUUUGACUCAUAUUGCACUGUAUUUUGAGCACAUAGGCAAACUAUGCACAUAAAAUAUGUGCACUAUUACAUAUUGUCACAAUGUGGCAUUAAAUGAUUAAUAAAGAAUU
This is a messenger RNA of Centruroides sculpturatus (bark scorpion), 2102 nucleotides long. RefSeq names its product membrane frizzled-related protein-like. The record is from RefSeq and is a predicted model, not a curated record. The coding region runs from base 125 to 1453 and encodes 442 amino acids. Gene Ontology annotation, molecular function: protein binding. Gene Ontology annotation, cellular component: plasma membrane. Lineage: Eukaryota; Metazoa; Arthropoda; Arachnida; Scorpiones; Buthidae. The transcript has 9 exons.